Messenger RNA from Xiphophorus hellerii (green swordtail), 2533 nucleotides. RefSeq names its product zinc finger protein 835-like. The transcript has 4 exons. Gene Ontology annotation, cellular component: nucleus. Gene Ontology annotation, biological process: regulation of transcription by RNA polymerase II. Gene Ontology annotation, molecular function: DNA-binding transcription factor activity, RNA polymerase II-specific. Lineage: Eukaryota; Metazoa; Chordata; Actinopteri; Cyprinodontiformes; Poeciliidae. Bases 255 to 2180 code for a protein of 641 amino acids. The record is from RefSeq and is a predicted model, not a curated record.
UGUAAUAAGCCUGUAGUUCCCGUCGCGGCCGCUGGUGGCAGCAACGAGAAGGAAGCGUCGGCAGAAGAAGAGCAGCAGCAGCAGGGUUCCUGGCGUGGCCUGUUGUGGUUCUGAUUCUGUUGGGUUCGUCAGGGCCGGUGUUGAACAGAACAUGGAGUUCGGACUUUAAUCUUUAUAUUCCGGGUGUGACGUCACAGUGGACCCUGCGGAGGUGGCCUCGCGACCGUCAGGUGAGCUGACCUGGAGCAGCAGCUAUGGAGCCCCCUGGUGGAGGAGAGGAGCUGUGCAUCCUGCUGCUGAGGCAGGGCGGCAGACGGGAGGUGGGCUGCCAGUGGGAGAGUCCUGAGGAAGAGGAGGAGACGAGGAAGGAGGUGGGCUGCCAGAGCUGCAGAGCCGAGACCAGGGAGGCGGCUGUCCAGGUGGACCUACUGGGUCAGAACCAGAACCUGUUGGGUCAGAACCUCAGCUGGAGACACUCAGGUUCGUCUGCCGACCUGCUGCAGUGUCUGACAGUCCGACCCGACGGGUCAGACGGCGGUGCCCUGCUGCAGCACUGCGUCCCGAAUCGGACCAGAACCAGGAUCAUCAGACCUGCAGCCAAACUCUCUGAUGAGCCCACCGACACCAGAACCAGAACCAGGAAGAGACCGGUUCCGCAGAGCGCCAGGCGCAAUGGGAGGCCGGGCCGGCUGCGGCGCCGGUCACCUGACCCCCAGGAGGACGAGCAGGAGGAGGAGGAGGGGGGGCCGGAGGACGAAGACACCGGGGACCCCACCUGGACCCCCAGGGGAGACCGGCCUCUGGCUCCGUCAGAGCCCGAACCGGACUCCACACCGGACUCCGGACCCGACCUGCAGCAGGUGAAGCUGGAGCCGGACAGCACAGUGUGCGACGUGUGUGGGAAGGUGAUGAAGAACAAGUCGAGCCUGGCGCGCCACUCCUUCAUCCACACGGGGAAGAAGCCUUUCGCCUGCCACCUCUGCCCACUGCGCUUUAACCGCCGCGACAACCUGCGCCACCACCUGGGUCGGCUGCACCCGGACGGUGCGCCGCGCCGCCAGCGCCGGUCCACGGCGCCGGCCUGGCUGUGCGCCGUCUGCGGGAAGACGUUUGUCUGCCGGUCGCGGCUGAAGACUCACGAGGCGAUUCACUCCGGUGUCAAGCCGUUCCGCUGUGACCUCUGCCCCAAGGCCUACAUGCGCAGCAAUGACCUGCAGCACCACACGAACGUGGCGCACAGCUCCGGCGCCGCCCCGCCGCUCCGCCCCGCCUCGCUGCUCUGCCAUCUCUGUGGUAAGGAGUUCAAGUGCCGCUCGCAGCUCGCCGUCCACUUCCAGACUCACACCGGGGAGCGCCCGCACCUCUGCGAUAUCUGCGGCCGCAAGUUCGCCCGUCAGUACCAGCUAAAGCGCCACAAGGUGCUGCUGCACCCCAGCUGCUCCACCGCGGAGCCCGGCCCUCCGCCGGACGCGGCGCCGGACCCGGCGUUCUCCUGCGGCGUCUGCGGCAGGCGACUGAAGUCUGAGAUGCAGCUGACCGAACACGCUCGCAUUCAUGUGGGCGACAACUUGCACCGCUGCAGCGUCUGCCUGCGUGGCUUCCAGCGCCCCGGAUAUCUGCGGCAGCACCACCUGCGAGUGCACCUGAGGGCAGCGGCGGGCGAUGCGCCACGUGGCUCCAGGCGGCGCGGCGCCUCGCCCAGCUCCUUCCCCUGCACCGCCUGCGGGAAGACGUUCCGGUUCCGCUCGCUGCUGGCCAGCCACGCCCUGGUCCACGGCGACGUGCGGCCGUUCGCCUGCGACUUCUGCAGCCGCAGCUUUCGCCGCCUCAGCCACCUGAAGAGGCACCGGCGAGCGGUGCACGCCGACGGGGCGCGCCCGCCCCAGAGCUUCGUCUGCCACAUCUGCGGCAAAGACAAGAAAUGUCGCUCGCAGCUCGCCAGGCACGUCGUCAUCCACACCGGGGAGCGGCCGUUCGCCUGCGACCUCUGCCCCGCCCGCUUCAAUCGCCGCGGUAACUUGCAGCAGCACCAGAGGCGCAUGCACGGCGUGGGCAAGGCCGGCGAGGCUCCGCCCAUCCUGUUCCAAGACGAGGACGAUGCGCCGAGCUACAAGCAGGAGGAGCUGCUGGACCGUGUGGGCGGAGCUGGAGAUGAAGACGAGCAGCUGGACUCCACCUGACCGGACGGUGCUCUGAGCGCGCUCACUGCCCGACCUGCCGUCCUUUGGACACCGUGAAAACCGUGUGGUUGGCACGGUAACGGGGUGUUUGGGGCUACUUGGGGCUUGAGUGUCUCCAUGGCAACUGGGACCGAUUAACCGCAGAUUAAAGCAUCACUGCUCAGGUCGACCAAUCAGGAAGCAGCAGCUGCUUCGUCAUGCUGAGGUACUGACGGUUCUGGUUCUGGUCGGGUUCUGCCUCAGUGAUUAUUUCUGUUUUCUUUCUGUCAGCUCGUUGUUUUGUUGGAUUUCUGUUCGGACCUCUGUGGUUCUGCUGGCUCUCGGCUCGUUUCAAUAAAAACCUUCUGAUGUUG